UUUCUGGGAAACAGUAACCACAAAACUUCUAGCUCCCAAUUCUGAACCAUAAAUCAAUAGGAAUAUAAUAUAUAUUGGAUAUAAACAAGUACCUCUACUAAUACUAUAUGGUAUUUUGCUUGGCAUUUUGCUUGUACAUCAAUUCUUAAAACUUCCUUCAAUAUGUCUUCCAUUCUACCUCAAAACCAUACCAUUAGAUCCUCACAACAAGUCCUUACAUAUGAUAAAAUUGGAACGAUACAGAGAAGAUUUAGUACACAUCGGGUUCAUAACAUCUCUCGCCAUUUUCUCCUACCUGCACGAGUUUAUUGUGUCUCUUCCUCCUCUUCCUCCUCGUCCAAUAUUGCCACAAUCACCACCAAACUACCAACCGUCCCACAACCACUAACUUAUGACCCACUCACAAAAAUCGAAGCUAGCAAUACUACAACCACUAGUAGUACGAGAAGUGUACUAAAUGACCCGAGUUUAAAAUCCACGUGGGCUCAUCGAGCAUGGAUGGCAAGUGGGUGCACCACCGUGCUAAUUUCAUUAGCACGAUCUGCAGCAGGGGUACUCGACUCACAUAUGUGGGCCGGGCCCCUUAUAGCAGGCUGCAUUGGCUACGUCCUAUCAGACUUAGCAUCCGGAAUCUACCAUUGGGGAAUCGACAAUUACGGCAGCGCCAAAAGCCCUGUUUUCGGAGCCCAAAUCGAUGCCUUUCAAGGUCACCAUAAAUGGCCAUGGACAAUCACCCGUCGCGAAUUCUCCAACAAUCUCCAUUCCCUAGCACGUGCAGUUACAUUCACCGUCCUCCCAAUUGAUCUCCUCUGCAACAACCCGACGACUCUGGCAUUCGUCGGAGUUUGUUCAGGUUGCAUUAUGUUCAGCCAGCAGUUCCAUUCAUGGGCUCAUGGCACAAAAAGUAAGUUACCUUCAAUUGUGUUAGUACUACAAGAUGCUGGAAUACUUGUAUCGAGGGAACAACACGCUGCACAUCAUCGUGCGCCUUAUAACAACAAUUACUGCAUUGUGAGUGGAUUAUGGAACUCGAUUUUGGAUAGAACGAAGUUUUUUGAGUUGCUGGAGAUGAUUUUCUUCUUCAAAUUCGGAGUCCGGCCUAGAUCAUGGAGUGAACCAAAUUCAGAAUGGAUUGAAGAAACUGAGACACAAUCAAUUACUGCUUCACAUUGAAUUCAAUUAUAGUAUAUUUAUUAAGCUAUAUAUAUAUAUCAGUUAAUAUACAAUUUAAAGUUAAUUGGUGUACCUUUCAUUUUAUUUUUUCCUAUUAGUAUUGGAAUGAUAUUGAUUUUCAGAUUGAA
This is a messenger RNA of Solanum dulcamara, 1301 nucleotides long. Its product is annotated as fatty acid desaturase 4, chloroplastic-like. The transcript has a single exon. The coding region runs from base 163 to 1173 and encodes 336 amino acids. Lineage: Eukaryota; Viridiplantae; Streptophyta; Magnoliopsida; Solanales; Solanaceae. The record is from RefSeq and is a predicted model, not a curated record.